CCGGCUGCAGCUCUCCUGUGCUCCUGCAGGAGGCAGUGCAGCGGGGCUUCUGUCCAUGGUGCUGAAGAUUCGGGCUGGCUCUGUCCGGGGUGCUGAACAGCUCCGGGGUGCUGGGCUCAGUCUGAGGCUGCUGUCAUUACGAUUCACACCGUGUUCUGGUGCUUUAUUGUGCUUGUGUGUUACCGUACACGUCUGUCUGCCAGCCCGGAGAUGUCGGAGGAGCGGAGGGGGAGGGGAAGAAAAUGAGUUCAAAGGUCAGACACUGAGCCAACGGUGGACCAGGGGAGAGCCAAUCAACCAGAGGGGACGAGCCUCAGCAUCAAAAUGAGCCAAGACACUACAGAGACACGAACACGAACCCGCUCCAAAGGCAUCCGGGUGCCAUCAGAACUCGUGGGACAAGAGAUGAAGCAGGAGUUAAGUAGCAGCUGUCCCACCCCUGGAUGUGAUGGCAAAGGCCACGUCAGUGGAAGAUACUCUCGACAUAGAAGUGUACUAGGAUGCCCAAUUGUGAAGAAAAGGAAGCUGGAGGAGGCUGAGGUUGAAGAGAACCAGUCUGCUCCCAAGAGGAGGAACCAGCCUGGCAAACAGGCAGCAGAUGAGGGCUACACCGCAGACAGCGAUGCAGCAGAGGAGGAGGAAGAGGAGGAAGAGGAGGAGGAAGAAGAUCUCAAAGAGAAGAAGAAAAACAAAGCAAAAAGCAGGCCAGAGGCAAUAAAACCCGACUGCUCACUGAUGACAACAGAGGACACAGAAACAGCAGUUUGUCCUGUGGCUGAAGACGGCAAUAACGAAAGCACCACCUCUCAUACUGCAAACAAAACUGAAAGUGAGAAAAGUGAGGAAGAUAAACCGGUAAUACUCACCGAUGAUCUACAGCAGGAGGAAACAGAGACAAAUGAGGAGGAGGAAAGUCAGCUGGUGACAAAUGACCAGCCGUCAGAGCAAGCUGAAGAAGAAACAGGGGUUACUGAGCUGAAAGAGACAAAAAAAGAGGAGGAAGAGGAUGCAGAAGAAGAAGAAGAAGAAGAAAAGAAAGAAGAGGAGCAGCAAGAAAGUCCAGAGAACACUGUAGAAGAGAGGGCGGUAGAAAGACAGAUGAUAAGCCAGGAAAACUCUGAUCACCAGUACUCCAGUGGAGAUUACAAACAUCAGGCCAAAGAAUCAACAAUGGAGCAGAGUAAGAGGGAGGAACAGGGUGAAGAGGAGGACGAGGAGGAAGAGGAAGAGGAAGAAGAAGAUGAGGAGGAGGAGGACGAGGAGGUGGGAGAAGAAAGGGAGGUCCACCAAGAGGUUGAUACUCCUUACGCUUUGAGUUCACGCACUCAGGGAUCUGAAGCCGAGGUGUCGCUCAGGGAAGAAAAGGUCAGCACCCCCAUGACGGAGGAAGAGGAGGAGGACGAAGAGCAGCAGGAGGAGAGAGAGGAAGAGGAGGACGAGAGGCAUGGGACGGAAGCCGGCGAGGUGGUGGAGGAGGAAGAGGAGGACAGAGACUCCAGCAAAGCCUCUCCAAGUACAGUGGUCAUAGAGCUCCGCUCUGAGGAGGAUGAUGAUGAGGAUGAUGACGAGGAGGAGGAAGAGGAGGAGGAAGAGGAGGAGGAGGAGGACGGAGAGGAGCAGGAUCGUGUCUCAGAGGGCUCAGGAAUCACAGACGACUCAGAGAACUGGGAUAUGACUCGGGGGAACCUGGGACUGCUGGAGCAGGCCAUUGCCCUGAAGGCAGAGGAGGUGAAGGGAGGUCAGGAGGCCCAGAGCUCCCCAGAGUACCAUCCAUACAGCACCUCCAGCAAGAGCUCCGAGCCUGCUGCUGCAGCCCGCCGCACUUCUCACUACAGCAAAGAGAAGAAGGAAGUAAAGUGUCCAACCCCAGGGUGCGAUGGGACAGGUCAUGUGACGGGGCUGUACCCUCACCAUCGAAGUCUGUCUGGAUGUCCUCACAAAGACAGAAUCCCUCCAGAGAUCCUGGCCAUGCAUGAGAACGUCUUGAAGUGUCCGACUCCUGGCUGCACAGGCCAAGGCCAUGUCAACAGUAACCGCAACACACACCGAAGUCUGUCUGGCUGCCCCAUUGCAGCUGCAGCUAAGCUGAACAAAAGCCAGGACAAGCAGGUUCAUUUACAAGCUUCAGCCAGCGAACCCUCUUCCAACUCUGACAGAGUGCUCAGGCCCAUGUGUUUUGUGAAACAGCUGGAGAUCCCUCAGUAUGGCAGCUACCGGCCCAACGCAGUGACCACCACGCCUCGAGCCAACCUGGCCAAGGAGCUGGAGAAAUAUUCCAAGGUGUCUUUUGACUAUGCAAGCUUUGACGUCCAGGUGUUUGGAAAGCGGAUGCUUAUCCCAAAGACACCCAGCAGCACUGAAACAUCACCCAAAGCCUUCAAAUCUAAACCAUUCCCUAAGGCCUCCUCUCCCAGUCACAGUGUGUCAGGAGGCUUUUCUAAGAACGCCUCGUCCUCCAGUGGUUAUGACUAUAGCCAAGAUGCAGAGGCAGCCCACAUGGCGGCAACAGCCAUCCUCAACCUUUCCACCCGCUGCUGGGAGAGACCAGAGACCCUCAGCGCCAAGCCCAGGGACCCCUGCACCAAGGAGUCGGACAUUGAAGUGGACGAGAACGGCACCUUGGAUCUCAGCAUGAAGAAGACCAAGAGGGAGGGCAUGCAGCCUCCAGAGCCUUCGUCCUCCUCGUCUUCAUCUUCUCAACACAUCGGAGCCACCUUGUCUCAGGGUCACACUCAGCCAGAGUGGGAGGGGCCGCUGGACUUCACCAAACCAAGUGGAGUCAAAGAGGAAGACCAUGAAGAGGUGGAGUAUGCGGCUCCCUCAUACACCUCAUCUGAUGGUGAGGAAGAGGACCAGGAGAACUUGGAGGAAAGGAAGUACCCUGGUGAGGUCACCACCAGCAGCUUCAAGGUCAAGUUUCAGCCCAAAGACAGCAAGAAAGACGUUCUUGUAUGUCCCACCCCAGGCUGUGAUGGCAGUGGACACAUCACUGGCAAUUACGCAUCCCAUCGAAGUCUGUCAGGCUGUCCUCUUGCUGAUAAAUCACUUCGGACCCUCAUGGCUGCCCACACAGCUGAACUAAAGUGUCCCACUCCAGGUUGCGACGGAUCAGGCCACAUCACUGGAAAUUACGCCUCACAUAGAAGUCUGUCUGGGUGUCCUCGAGCCAAGAAAGGCGGGAUCAAAUCGAUCCCCACAAAGGACGACAAGGAAGACUCUGAGCUGUUAAGGUGUCCAGUUCCUGGCUGCGACAGUCUGGGCCACAUUAGUGGGAAGUACGCCACCCACCGCAGUGCCUACGGCUGUCCACUGGCAGCACGCCGGCAGAAGGAAGGUCUUCUUAAUGGCACUCCUUUCUCCUGGAAGGCCUUCAAGACUGAGGGCCCGACCUGCCCGACGCCAGGCUGCGACGGCUCCGGACACGCUAACGGCAGCUUCCUGACGCACCGCAGUCUGUCAGGUUGUCCCAGAGCAUCGGCAAACAAGAAGAGAGCCAAGUUCCCUGGAGACGAGUAUAUCACUGCAAAGUUCAGAGCCAGUGACGUUCUGGACAAUGAUGAGGACAUCAAGCAGCUCAACAAGGAGAUCAACGAGCUCAACGAGUCCAACUCAGAGAUGGAGGCCGAUAUGAUGAACCUGCAUACUCAGAUCUCUUCGAUGGAGAAGAAUCUGAAGAGCAUGGAGGAGGAGAAUAAACAGAUCGAGGAGAGGAAUGAAGCUCUGUUCCUGGAGCUAUCCGGCCUGAGUCAGGCCCUGAUCCGCAGCCUGGCCAACAUCCGCCUGCCUGCCAUGCAGGAGCCGUUGUCAGAGCAGAACUUCGACAGCUACGUAGAAACCCUGACCCACAUGUUUACCAAUAAAGACUGCUACCAGAACCCUGAGAACCGGGCUUUGCUUGAGUCCAUCAACCAGGCGGUGAAGGGCAUCGAGGUGUGACGGACAGGAGGAGUAUGGGGGGGGGCAUCACAGUGACAACACCAAUCUUUCUUUCCGAACCCUUUAGAUACUGUAUGUAAUUAAUUCUUCUCAUUUGGAACUUUGUCAUCUGUUAUUUGCGUUUGUUUGCUGUUUGCAUGUUGCUUUAUGGCGGUGUGAGUGUGAACAGAUGAGGGUGUGGAUGUGAAGUGCGUGGUAGCACACUGGAGUUAAACUGUUACUGUAAGCAGGGUGUAUACAGACAGGCAGAGAGUGCAGAACAAAGGCGGGAGGUCAGUACAGAGCCUGAGCAGAUCCUCUUAGUUAGUGAACAUAUCCCACCUCCACUCAAUAAUGUUGAUAGUAUUCUAUAUGAGCAUAGUGAUGUUGCACCUCCAGGACUAGUUUGUAGAUUCAUUCUUACUAUUGCUGUGUAACUAUUUAAGUCCUUUGCAAAUGUUAGUUUAAUAACAACUUAUUUAUUCAUGUCUGCUGUAUUUUUUAUGUUGGCCUAUUUAUUAUUCAUUAUCUAUUUAUUCAGUUGUUUUCCAAAAUGCUACCUGAGAAGAUUUUAAACGGUAACCAUGAGAAAGGAAAUAAUUUCCUCUGCAUUGUUGAACAAAGAGGAAAUAUUUUAAGAUAUCAACUAUGAAUUCUUUUAUAUAUCUUAUUAUUUAUUUAAAAUACUGGGAUCUUUUUAAGUGCAAAUAUUUUGUAACUGAAAGUUUUUUAAUAAUUUUCUAAAGAUUUGUUUUUGGUUUUGGUGCUUCUGUUUAUAUGAUUUUCCUGUUUAUUUUCACAAACUAUUUUGAGUACAUUGCAAUACACUGGGAAUAUUGAGCUGCACAUAUUUGGUAUUUAUUUGGUGAUGAAGAACAAAGUGAUGGUGAAUAUUUAUUUUGUAUUGUCUAUGUGUUAAUGAUGGCUGUGUAUGGAUUAGUCUUUAAGUUGCUCUUGAAAUAAAGGUUAACCUGCAGUAAAUGUG
Dicentrarchus labrax (European seabass) is the source of this 4900-nucleotide messenger RNA. It is a transcript of the gene myt1a, whose product is annotated as myelin transcription factor 1a. Gene Ontology annotation, molecular function: DNA-binding transcription factor activity, RNA polymerase II-specific; RNA polymerase II cis-regulatory region sequence-specific DNA binding; zinc ion binding. Gene Ontology annotation, biological process: regulation of transcription by RNA polymerase II. The coding region runs from base 325 to 3936 and encodes 1203 amino acids. The transcript has 23 exons. Gene Ontology annotation, cellular component: nucleus. The record is from RefSeq and is a predicted model, not a curated record. Lineage: Eukaryota; Metazoa; Chordata; Actinopteri; Moronidae.